AUGUCCAGAUUAUGUCAGGAAAAGCCGAUCGUGGCAGAAAUUGCGUGGACACUUAAGACGACGUCGCUUGUCGACUGGGGGGCGUGGCCUGGGUUUGUCUACCUGGCUUUGUACUCGUUUUUGCCUCGCAAGGCGCUCUGCUUUUUCUUUAACGCGAUCCCAAUAUUGAAUAUGGUGUCGGCUGUGGGAUUUGCAAAGCUGUAUCACAAUAAAAGCAAGUAA
This is a messenger RNA of Peronospora farinosa, 222 nucleotides long. Lineage: Eukaryota; Oomycota; Peronosporomycetes; Peronosporales; Peronosporaceae. The record is from the annotation of a GenBank genome assembly.